AUGGUCUCAGAGAACACAGUGAAUCUGGAAUGCUGCAGAAGCGACCGUGACAGCUACAUCAGGAUCGUGUGGGAAAACAUCAACCCUUCUCAGGCCUACAACUUCAACAAGCAGGACACCAACAACCUGAACACUCCCUAUGACUACGGCUCCAUCAUGCACUAUGACAAAACAGCCUUCUCCAUCAACGGGAGAGCCACGAUGGUCCCCAUCCCCAAAGCUAACGUCCAGAUCGGCCAGAGGCAGGGCUUGUCCUCCUGGGACAUCACAAGGAUCAAUAAGCUCUAUGGCUGCUAGAAACAACACAUCUUAUCUAACAUUCUCAUUUACAUUGGCACUUAUCAUGCCAAACGUAAAAGAUCAGUUUUUUCCCAUGGUUGUCGGAUGUAAUAUUACAACAACUACCUUUACUUUUUGAUUCACUUUCUGGGACUA
Molecule: messenger RNA, 435 nt
Organism: Etheostoma cragini (Arkansas darter)
Lineage: Eukaryota; Metazoa; Chordata; Actinopteri; Perciformes; Percidae
Product: high choriolytic enzyme 1-like
Exons: 2
Coding region: 1-297 (98 amino acids)
Biological process (GO): proteolysis
Molecular function (GO): metalloendopeptidase activity
Source: RefSeq, a predicted model, not a curated record